Homarus americanus (American lobster) is the source of this 375-nucleotide messenger RNA. Its product is annotated as cathelicidin-B1-like. The record is from RefSeq and is a predicted model, not a curated record. The transcript has a single exon. NCBI's taxonomy places the organism in Eukaryota, Metazoa, Arthropoda, Malacostraca, Decapoda, Nephropidae. Bases 1 to 375 code for a protein of 124 amino acids.
AUGACCGGAGCAUUGAAACUAGGAGUGGCCGGAGCAUUUAAACCAGGAGUGGCCGGAGCAUUGAAACCAGAAGUGGCCGGAGCAUUGAAACCAGGAGUGGCUGGAGCAUUGAAACCAGGAGUGGCUGGAGCAUUGAAACCAGGAGUGGCCGGAGCAUUGAAACCGAGAGUGACUGGAGCAUUAAAACCAGGAGUGACCGGAGCAUUGAAACUAGGAGUGGCCGGAGCAUUUAAACCCGGAGUGGCCGGAGUAUUGAAACCGGGAGCGGCCGAAGCAUUGAAACCGGGAGCGGCCGGAGCAUUGAAACCGGGAGAGCCCAGAGCAUUGCAUGAGUUUAUCGUAAUGUACUACUCAGAUGUAUCGGGUAUGCCUUAA